Molecule: messenger RNA, 2826 nt
Organism: Thermochaetoides thermophila DSM 1495
Lineage: Eukaryota; Fungi; Ascomycota; Sordariomycetes; Sordariales; Chaetomiaceae
Exons: 2
Coding region: 1-2826 (941 amino acids)
Biological process (GO): sodium ion export across plasma membrane; intracellular potassium ion homeostasis; proton export across plasma membrane
Cellular component (GO): plasma membrane
Molecular function (GO): sodium:proton antiporter activity
Source: RefSeq, a predicted model, not a curated record
AUGGCUUGGGACAAACUCUCCAUCACUGGGCCACAUCUGGUCUACAUCAUCCUCGGGGGCUUCACCUCCUUGUUCAUGCUCUGCUCCUCCAUCUUCAAGGAGCGCAUGUAUAUUGGUGAAGCCACGGUUGCGACCAUAUGUGGUGUGAUUUUCGGCCCUCAUGCUGCUAACCUCAUCAACCCGGCCUCGUGGGGCGGUGUCGACAUCAUUACCAUUGAAUUCUCUCGUAUCGUGUUGGUUGUGCAAUGUUUCGCCGUCGGUGUUGAGCUUCCCAAGUACUAUAUGGAGAAGCAUUGGAGAUCGGUCUUCUUUCUGCUCGUCCCGGUCAUGACAUGGGGUUGGCUGAUUACUAGUCUUCUUAUUUGGUGGCUGAUCAAGCCCCUGAACUUCCUCGAGAGCUUGGUUGUGGCUGCAUGUGUCACUGCCACUGAUCCAGUACUGGCCUCAUCUGUUGUUGGCAAGGGCAAGUUUGCGAAGCGAGUACCCAAACAUUUGCGCGACCUUCUCUCGGCAGAAUCUGGCUGCAACGAUGGCAUGGCAUUCCCCUUCAUCUACCUUGCUCUGUAUCUCAUCCACGACAAACAGAGCGCCAAAGAGGUCUCAUUCCACUGGAUCGUGUACACCAUCCUGUACGAGUGCUUGUUCGGUUGUGUAUAUGGAUUUAUCGUCGGCUAUCUAGCUCGGCAUGGCAUCAAGUUUGCUGAGAAGCACGACAUGAUCGAUAGGGAGAGUUUUCUCGUCUUCUACUUCACCCUGGCACUUUUCUGCGCCGGAUCUGGAAGCAUCUUAGGAGUCGACGAUCUCCUUGUUGGAUUUGCCGCCGGAGUUGGCUUCUCAAACGAUGGUUGGUUCACGCAGAAAACAGAGGAGUCUCACGUCUCCAACGUCAUCGACCUGCUGCUCAACCUGGCCUACUUCGUGUACCUUGGGACUAUUAUCCCGUGGGGCUCAUUCAACGACAGCACUAUUGGCUUGCAGGCCUGGAGGCUCUCUGUGCUCGCCAUUCUUGUCAUUCUCUUUCGCCGUAUCCCUAUCAUGAUGGCACUAAAGCCCUUAAUUCCAGAUAUCAAAACCUGGCGUGAAGCUCUCUUUGCUGGCCACUUUGGCCCCAUCGGAGUCGGCGCUAUCUUCGUCGCCAUGUUGGCACGCGCAGAGUUAGAAUCGGAAGACCCGGUGCCCCUCGACCAAUUACCAGCGCCCACUGCCGAGCACUACACACUCAUCACUCUGGUGUGGCCGAUCGUUUCGUUUAUGGUCGUGUCUUCCAUCAUCGUCCACGGCUCCUCUGUCGCGGUCUUCACUCUAGGCAAACACAUCAACACCCUGACCGUCACAAUGUCAUAUACUGCGGCCAAUGAUGAUGGCCCCCAUUGGAUGAGCCGGCUCCCGCGCAUCUCAUCCCAAUCACGGUCUCAGGCCAGGAGCGUGUCAGAGCUGGAGGGCGAAGAGCUUAAGAUGCCCGAGUAUCCUCCAGGAACUUUACCACCUAUUGGCUACCCUGGCAAUUUCCUUCGCCGUGUAAGAGAUGAAGACCAUUCUGGACGGAACAGCAGAUCUUCCUCGCGAGCCUCCCGCUGGAGAAGGAAGAGGUGGGAUGACGGGAUUGGCCCAGGAGGGCCUAUUAGCCAGUCAGCCAUCUUUCCCCAACGACGAACUCAGGGAGACCAAGCUACGCCAUCUCAGCGCGCCAGUUCCGACAUGCCGCAACAGGAGCAAGAGACGCCGUCGAUGCCUACGGCAGAAGCUGGAUCAUCAGCCGCUGAAACACCUGCACAAGCCUCAACUUCCGGAACUACGCGGGUGUCCAUGGACGCCCAAGGGCGCGAAGAAAGGCUGGAGGUCUAUGAGGAAGGAAAUACUGUUGUGGUGGAAAACCGGGAUGGUGAUGUGGUGUCUAUCACAUCCAUCACUCAGGAGAAUGCUGGACCUGAUGCUAAAACCCUUGAGAUGAAACUUAAGUCAGAAGCUGGUGCGUCGGGCUGGACUUAUGAGGCACUCAAGAGGAGAAUAAUGAAUUGGCGUGAAGCUGAGAUGGAGAAGAGGAAGGGCAAGGAGAAGAUGUUCAGAAAAAGCGAGCCGGCACGGGCCUUCCAGUUUGGCAACACGAUCAUCCUUGAGAAUGAAGAUGGCGACGUCAUCAAGAAAUAUGAUUUGCCAUCUGACAAGUCGCAAUCCGAUCUGGUUGCACAAGGUCUAAAGUACAUGGGAAUGGGCAUCUUUGUGAAGGUCCUAGACAAGGCCGGUGGGGCAGCAGAGAAGCCAGGUCAAGGCGAAGGAGCAUUAGUUGCACAGAGGGGCAAGAAAAAGAGCUUGCCUAAUGAACAGGAUGAGGAAGACGAUAAGCACAUCCGCUUCACCAUCGGCGGCAUAGGAAAGCGCUUGACCAAGGAGGACUUUCUCAAUGAAAUGAAGAAACUGGACAAAAACCAAGCCAAAGCCCUUGCUCAGCAAAUGACACAAUCAAAAGCAAAUGCCAGUCCAAGCAGAUCAGCUGCAGGAAAGACUGGUAGCAGUUCUGCUCCGGCUGCUACCACGAUGCCAUGUAUACAAGUAACGCCCGAUGUUGACACAACAAAAGCGGAAGGCGAAACAGAUGCGGAGCGCAAGCGGCGUCUCGCUGCUCUGAAGGGGAUGCAGAACUUGAGUGAAGAAGCCCAUGAGAUCGAGACAGAGGCAGAACGACGCCGUAGAGAGGCAGCCCUCGGUCUUCGCCCUCAUGGAGCCGAAGAGGAUAGCGAAGAUGACGAUACUCCCCGUCUCCCACCCUCCAGAAGGUCUAUUCGGUUUGCAGCAGCACCUAAUAAGGAGAGGAAGGAUUCGGCCUGA